This is a messenger RNA of Maudiozyma barnettii, 579 nucleotides long. RefSeq names its product Sed1p (gene SED1). Gene Ontology annotation, biological process: fungal-type cell wall organization. NCBI's taxonomy places the organism in Eukaryota, Fungi, Ascomycota, Saccharomycetes, Saccharomycetales, Saccharomycetaceae. Gene Ontology annotation, cellular component: fungal-type cell wall. The record is from RefSeq and is a predicted model, not a curated record. The transcript has a single exon. The coding region runs from base 1 to 579 and encodes 192 amino acids. Gene Ontology annotation, molecular function: structural constituent of cell wall.
AUGCAAUUCACUUCUACUUUAUUAACAUCCGCUUUAUUUGCCACAAGUGCUAUGGCUGUCAUCAGUAACUCCUCUUCUUCUGCUGUCGAGGAUGUUUCUUCCACUGUUGUCUCUUCUAUCGUUUCUUCUGCUGUUGCCGCUGACAACGAAACCACUACCGACAUCCCAGUCUCUACUACUUCCUCAAUUGCUCCAAUUGUUAACUCUACUACCUCUUACAUCUCCUCCACUUCUGCUCCAGUAGUAUCUCACCCAGCUUACAACUCCACCGAAUUAUUCACCGUCACUGAAGUCGUCACUGCUUUCACCACUUACUGUCCAGAACCAACUGAAAUCAUCACUAACAGUAAGACUUACACCGUCACCGGUGCUACCACUUUGACCAUCACUGAUUGUCCAUGUACCAUCGUCAAGACUACCGACAAGCAAGCCGCUGAACCAACCACUACUAAGGUUGUUCAAGUCACUUCCUCUACUAAGGCUGCUGGUUCUUCUACUCAUUCCGUCAUCGACGCCAAUGCCGCUAACGCUAUGAUCCCAUCCGUCGCUGGUUUGAUCGGUGCUUACUUACUAUUAUAA